AUGACACUCUUCUCCCUCCUCUACUCUCUCCUCUUCCUCCUCCUCCUCCGUUUCUCCGCCGCAUACCCUCUCCCGACAACGAACUACUUCAACUCCUUCUUACCAUCCGACGCCGUCGCUCUCCUCUCCUUCAAAUCCACAGCCGAUCUCGACGGCAAGCUCCUAUACUCCCUCACCGAGCCUUACGACUACUGCCAAUGGCGUGGCGUCGAGUGCUCUCAAGAUCGCGUCGUUCGCCUUGUUCUAAACGGCGUCGGCCUCCGGGGACGUUUCUCCCCGGAGACUCUCAGCCGUCUUGACCAGCUCCGUGUUCUUAGCCUUGAAGAUAACUCCCUCUCUGGCUCGCUCCCUGAUCUAUCUCCACUCGUUAACCUCAGAACCCUAACCCUAAGCAGAAACGGUUUCUCCGGUGCUCUCCCUCCCUCGCUCCUCUCCCUCCAUCGUUUGAUCGUGCUUAACCUCUCGUAUAACAACUUCUCCGGGGAGAUUCCGGCGGAUAUCAAUGCGCUGACGCGGCUCAGUUCUUUGAAUCUUGAGUUUAACCGAUUCAGCGGCGGACUCCCGCCGCUGAAUCAGUCUUACAUGAUGUCGUUUAACGUCUCAGGGAAUAACCUCACCGGGAAGAUCCCGGUGACGGCUACUCUGUUACGUUUCAAUGUAACCUCCUUCUGGCCUAACGCUGGUCUCUGCGGUGAGAUCAUUAACAGAUCCUGCGGCUCACGUUCUCCUCCAUUUUUCGAUUCGUCGAAACCGAACGCCACAUCAUCAUCGCAACCGCCUCAAACCGCUCAGAAUGGUGAAGCAACGUUACCGACUAUUCCUGGUUCAGUAGUGAAUAAUAAAAAGAGUAAAAGUGGAUGGUUAGUGCUAGGUUUCACCAUUGGUCUCGCGUCACUAGUAGUCCUCGGUCUCUGCCUUGUCGUGUACUCUUUGGUUAUCAAGAACCGGAGAGAUGAUGACGUGGACGAUACUACGCAACCGAAUCUAAAAGGAGAUACUACACAACCACAAACCGAAUCUCUCACCACACGAGCAGUUAUCAAACCAUUGAAGCGUGAGGAGGAAGUCAAGAUUCAAAUCCAAGCGCCAUCGCCGCAAAAGAGAGUCCCAAGAAGCGGAGAUUUAAUAUUCUGCGGCGACGUUGACGAAUCCAGAGAAGGAGGCAUGUACACGUUGGACCAGCUGAUGAGAGCUUCGGCGGAGCUUUUGGGGAGAGGAUCUGUAGGGACGACGUAUAAGGCGGUGAUGGUUAAUCAGAUGAUCGUGACGGUUAAGAGAUUUGCACCGUCCAAAACAGCUGUUACUUCGGAUUUGGAGUUUGAGAAUCACAUGGAGAGAGUUGGUAAGCUUAGGCACCCGAAUCUUGUGCAGACAAAAGCUUAUUUUCAGUCGAAUGGAGAGAGACUUGUUAUCUAUGAGUACCAACCUAACGGAAGUCUCUUCAACCUUAUUCACGGUUCAAAAACAUCAAAGACAAAGCCAUUACAUUGGACAUCAUGUUUAAAGAUAGCAGAAGAUGUAGCUCAAGCACUACAUUACAUUCACCAAUCAUCUUCAAAAUUCCAUGGAAACCUAAAGUCAACAAACAUCCUCCUAGGUCACGACUUCGAAGCUUGUCUCACGGAUUACUGCCUUAGUGUCUUAAUAGACUCAUCUGUCCCUCCUAGUGACCCUGACAUCGCUUCCUACAAAGCUCCUGAGAUCAGGAAAUCAACAAACUACCCUACGGCCAAAUGCGAUGUUUACUCCUUUGGAGUCUUUCUCUUGGAGCUGUUGACGGGUAAACCGGCUUCAAGGCAACCGUUUAUGGGAGAGGGCGAUAUGUUGGAUUGGGUAAGAGCAAUGAGACAAGAAGAGAAGAAGUCCAAGGAGGAGAAUGGGCUUGAAAUGAUGAGUCAAACAGCUUGUCUUUGCCGUGUGACGUCGCCUGAUAAAAGGCCAAUGAUGAGAGAAGUGAUAAAGAUGAUUCAAGAUAUAAAGGAGAGCGUUGUGAUGACUGAAGAGAACGAUAAAUGCCAGUACUCAUAG
Molecule: messenger RNA, 2028 nt
Organism: Eruca vesicaria subsp. sativa (arugula)
Lineage: Eukaryota; Viridiplantae; Streptophyta; Magnoliopsida; Brassicales; Brassicaceae
Source: the annotation of a GenBank genome assembly